CAGAGGAAAGCAAUAAAAGCUGUUAAAGGCGCACUGGGGUCAACAAAAAGCGUGAGAAAUCAACAAGCUUUGCUCUGUGCUUGCUGGGGUGUUUCUCAUUCUUGUGUGAAGAAAGAACUGACACAACACAGAGGGGAGCGAAGGCCGUGAGAACGAGCAAAGGGACGUUCACAAGAAAAGAAAAAAGACCAAAUGCUUUUUUGGGGUUUAUUUCCCCAUCAGCCACUCAUAUUAAGCGCCUUGACAGUGGCCUGAGAAGAUAACUGUUUUGAUACAAAAACAUGAGUUACAACAGCUCGUCUUCGGGUUCGGGCAGUGGAACUGCUAGAAGGACUUUUGAGUUUGGAAGGACCCAUGUGGUCAGGCCUAAAGCUAAUCACCAGGCGACUAUAGUUUGGCUACAUGGCCUUGGUGACAACGGCUCAAGCUGGUCCCAGCUCUUGGAAACUCUUCCUCUUCCAAAUAUUAAAUGGAUUUGCCCAACUGCUCCUACAAGGCCUGUAGCCAUAUUUGGUGGAUUUCCUUGCACUGCCUGGUUUGAUGUAGGAGAUAUUUCUGAAAAUGCUUCAGAUGAUAUAGAGGGCUUAAAUGCUUCUGCAGCACACGUUGCAAAUCUUCUGUCAACAGAGCCUCCAAAUAUCAGAAUUGGUAUUGGGGGCUUCAGUAUGGGUGCUGCAACUGCACUUUACUCAGCUACAUGCCAUGCUUUGGGGCGGUAUGGAGGUGGAAAUGCUUAUCCUGUCAACUUAAGUGCAGUUGUUGCUUUAAGUGGCUGGCUUCCUUGUUCAAGGAGCCUCAGAAAUCAAAUUGAAGGAUCACAUGAUGCCUUAAGGCGUGCAGCAGCAUUGCCCUUACUUCUCUGCCAUGGCUUAGCUGAUGAUGUGGUUGCAUUUAGGCAGGGAGAGCAAUCUGCACAGACCUUGAGCUCAGCUGGAUUCAGGAAUCUUACAUUUAGGAGCUAUAAUGGCCUGGGUCACUACACCGUCCCUGAAGAGACUGAUGAGGUUUGCAGUUGGCUGACUGCAAAUUUGGGACUUGAGGGGUUUCGGCCGAACUGACACAGAAGCUUUCUUGUAGGCUUUGGAAGAGGCACUAUAGAAAUAGGUAGUGGUGUGGGGUAUACCUUACUUUCUGAAUGAACUUUUUCAAGGGUCGCUAAGUUUCUUGCUGGUGGGGAGGACGUGGAUAAUUCCUUCACAUCCUGCGCCUGCAAAUUUUGCUUGUUUCGCUCAAGGUGUCCUGUUGCAGUGGAUGUGCGGGUUUCUGUGUUCUGGUCCAAAUAAAGUCAAAUCUUGGUUAAAUUUUGUUAGUUUGCGGUGCUUUUAUUUGGGGUUUUAAAAUUAGUUAUAUUUGACUAUUUGUACUCGGCCUUAGUCCCAAAGAGAAUAAAAAGUCGAACAAGUUAGUUAGGUUGGGCUGAAUUAAAUUUCCCGUGAAACUAGGGCCUAGGAGGCUGGCGAAAGUUUUGAUCAGAAGUAAAUUAGAUUGAAAACAACAAACAAGUUACUUUUGAUCUCUAAUGAAAUUCUUUAUUUA
Molecule: messenger RNA, 1536 nt
Organism: Prosopis cineraria
Lineage: Eukaryota; Viridiplantae; Streptophyta; Magnoliopsida; Fabales; Fabaceae
Exons: 10
Coding region: 282-1058 (258 amino acids)
Molecular function (GO): hydrolase activity
Source: RefSeq, a predicted model, not a curated record